Messenger RNA from Clarias gariepinus (North African catfish), 9090 nucleotides. RefSeq names its product telomerase protein component 1-like. The transcript has 56 exons. Bases 72 to 8426 code for a protein of 2784 amino acids. Gene Ontology annotation, molecular function: protein binding; ATP hydrolysis activity; telomerase activity. Gene Ontology annotation, biological process: telomere maintenance via recombination. Gene Ontology annotation, cellular component: telomerase holoenzyme complex. Lineage: Eukaryota; Metazoa; Chordata; Actinopteri; Siluriformes; Clariidae. The record is from RefSeq and is a predicted model, not a curated record.
AGUGAAUCUGCAUCGAGAAGCGCAACACUGUAACGCGUUAAAACUCGUAGGAAAAAAAAGCUCCUUCAGAAAUGAGGGAAGCCGCGCCGCUCCAGCCGGACCCGAGUCCUGAUAUGGAGGCUCAGCAUAACUCACGCUGCACUGGUCCGAGUCUGGAGAACCGGAUCCUCACCCAGGCCUCACCAUUUCUCCUCCAGCCUCCUUCAUGGGCGAACCUGACCUUGUCAUGUCCAGCUCUCCGUCCAUCCAGCCUGUCCUCUACAGCCUUGUCCUCUUCUCUGCUGUCCACCUCAUCCAGCCUGUCCUCUACAGCCUCGUCCUCUUCUCUGCUGUCCACCUCAUCCAGCCUGUCCUCCACAGCCUUGUCCUCUCCCCUUUUGUCCACCCCAUCCAGCCUGCUGUCCUCCUCUCUGCUCAGCACUGAGAACACUCAGUUGAUUUCUAACCCCAUUACUGGCUCUUCUUUCUGCUCUUCCCAACCUCUGAGUUUACUGGUUCACAGCACAGCGCCACCCACUGGCCCAGAAGCUCAUAAAUGUCUCAGUGGUAAACCUGGAGAGACAAAAAUAGAGGAUGAUGAAGUGUGCUCCACUGAUGAUCUCUCGUCAUACAGUGAGGAGCUAAAUGAGUCCUCGGCUCAUGAGGAACAGAUGGAGAGUGACGGUGAGUCCCCGGCUGAGAUUCCUGUCCUGAGUCUGAGGCUGAAUGAGGAAGAGGAGAAGCAGACGCUUGAGCUGGAUGAAGGGUUUGGAGAGUUCGACUCUGGAUCAAAUGAAGCUGAAGAAUUACUGAAGGAAAAGAAGUACAAGCUGCUGAAUGUGGUCUGCUGCUCCCUGGUCCAUAAAAGCCAAUCUCCAGGCCAGGUGGACUGGGAUAAAGAAGGGAGUGUGUGGAGUGAAAUAAAACUCCUGGGUACCGACAUCACCCUGAGCGACCCUGAGUUUCUGCUUAAGGUGGCUGUUUACACCAGACAGGAACUAAACAUCCGCGUCACCGCCAACUUCCUGCUCGCCCUCGCUGCUUACCUGCCCAACUCUAAAUCACACCUGAGGAGGUAUUUCUGCUCCGCCGUGCGGCUGCCGUCCGAUUGGCUGGAAGUGACGAGGAUAUACAGCACGUGUUUCAGCAGGUCUCUGCCUUCAGGUCUGAAAAAAGCUCUUGCUGACAAAUUCAAGCAGUUCAGCGAGUAUCAGCUGGCCAAGUACAACACGUGCAAACACCGCUGUAAACACAUCAAGAACAAAGGCAAAGCAAUGGAGUUGUCCCCUGAGAAAUGGAAUGAAUGGGCCAAGCUCCUUGCAGCAGAACCUCGUACUCUUAAGGGAUAUCUAAAAUUGGACCAGCGACAAUCAGUGGAUAAACAACAAAAAGAGUUUAACAUGAAGAAGCUGAUAAAACAACUCCACAUUAAAGAGCCGGCAGAGUCGGUCAUGAGCAUCCUCGGGAAAAAGUACCCGGCGGACGUGAGGGCGUUCUGGCGCAGCGGGCUCAGUGGGGUGUGGCAGAGUGAAAGAGCCAAUCAGAGGAUGAAACUGAAGCAGCCGGACACGUGGGAGACGCUGCUGAGUCAGAAAGGAAACAGCGCCACCACCUGGGAAAAACUCAUAGAUAAUAACUCUCUGCCCUUCAUGGCGAUGCUGAGGAACCUGAGGAACAUGAUCACAAAGGGGAUCAGCCUCAAACACCACGAGAUGAUCCUCAAACGACUCAGCUCAAAGUCGGCUGUGAUUCAGAGCAGACAGUUCCCUUUUCGCUUCCUGUCAGCGUAUAAAGUCAUCAUGGAGCUCAAUAAGUUGGCCAGUGCUGGUGUAAAAGAGAAAAACAGUAAGAAGGAAGCCUUACGUGGAGUUUUAAAGAAGAUGCCAAAGAAAAUAAAUUUGCGCACUGAUUGGUCAACAGCGACCCGGCAGAGGCUGCGUACUACGCUCCGGAUUCCUUUCGUCCGUGGGUUAUAUUACUCAAAACUCAAAAUGCAUCAGAAAGCCAGUCCGAGAUGCUACACUCCAGAGCUGCUGCAGCGUUACCGUCAGGCCCUGGACAAAGCCGUAGAGAUCUCCUGCACGUACAACAUCCCUCCUCUGUCAGGACACACACUCGUCCUCUUCGGGAGGUGGCUGACAUUUCAUGGAAAGAAAGGAACUGAAUUCUGCAUCCCUUCCGAGUCUUCAGCUGGAAGUACGGAGGACACAAACCUCUCAGCUUCGGUCUUGGAGGUGGCGGUGCUUCUGGCCAUGAUGAUCUGCUACUGCAGUGAGCGUGCACGGUUCGUCCUGGCAGGAAGCGACUAUUUAGAGGAAGUUCAUAUUAAGUCAGAUGGGCUUUUGGAGAACGUGAGGAAAGUGUCCAAGCUGCUCACGGAAUGGGAGGACUUACCUUCAAUAGAACACAAUCAAUUCUUCAACAAGCUUCUUGAAGAGAAAACAAAGGUGGAUACCAUCAUCUUGGUGGGCGAUUACUCGACUGAUUACAUUACAAAGGUGGCAAUUCAAAGAUUUAGGAGACUGUCCACCCAUCAGCCUUUACUGGUGAACAUUUUGAUCAACCAGUCUAAAACUUUGAUUAGAACUGAAGAUGAUCCUGAAAGUGUGACCCUGUGUGGCUUUAGUGAGCAGAUCCUCAGGUUCAUUUCAGAGCGCGGGUCCUCCAGAUUUUUGGAUCACGUGGAGCAAAUCGACAAACUGUACAAGAUUCCUCCUCCAACACGUUCUGCUUCAAAACCAGAGAGAAGCAGUGACAUCAUACCCCUACCUGCGGUCCCCAAACUCAGGUGGCGUAGCGUGCGUGUCUUCAUCUCGUCUACGUUCAGAGACAUGCACGGCGAGCGAGACGUCCUGGUCCGCAGUGUUUUCCCGGAGUUACGGCGGCGAGCGGCUUCCCUCUGCCUCCACCUGCAGGAGGUGGACCUGCGCUGGGGCGUCACUGAGGAGGAAUCGGCACGCGCCGCUGAGAUCUGCCUCAGGGAGGUCUGUCGCUCCCAUUUGCUGCUGGGAAUUCUGGGAGAGAGAUACGGCCUGGUGCCUCCUCGGCCCUCGCUGCCUGACCUGCCUCACUACAGCUGGUUGAAGUCGGCUCCUGAGGGUCUGUCGGUCACAGAGAUGGAGAUCCGUCAGUUUCAGGCCGUGUUUCCUGAUUCUGCUCAGAGCCGCAUGUUCUUCUACUUCAGAUCUCCUCAGCUGCUCAGUUCAGUGCCUGAGGCUUGGAGAGACGACUUUGCAGCUGAAUCCCAAAAAAAUGCAGCGAAAAUGGAUGAACUGAAGAAAUGGAUUAAGAGCAAUGACUUUGGAGUGAUGGAAAAUUACCCGUGUGAGUGGGGCGGAGUCAUAGCUGGAAAAGCGUACGUUAAAGCUCUGGAGGAUUUCGCCAAGGCUGUGAUGGAGGAUCUGUGGUCUGUUAUACAGAGGCUUUUUGUUGAGGAAUCAGACGAGGCAGAUCUGACAGCAGAGAUCAAAGAACAGGAAGUGCACCAGGAAGCCCAAAGCCAGCAGUUUUACGGGCGAGCGAAGCUGCUUUCAAAGGCAAAAGAGAAAAUUGAAGAAUCUCAGCGGAAAGGCGGGGUUCUGCUGGUGCAGGGCGGGGCCGGAGUCGGCAAAACAACUUUCAUGGCUUCAUUGGCUCACUCACUCCAAACCCCAGACAAGAGGAAGAAAGUGCCCAUGUGUGAUGUCAUAUCCUACUCCACAGCUGCUAGCCAUUCAGCUUCUGGGGUUGAGCCUCUCCUACGCUGUUUGGUCCAAUGGCUGAGGAAGAGGAAGGAGCAGGAGGAGGAGCUUCCUCCCAGCACACCUUACAGAGAUCUGCUGUCAGAGUUACUCUCUCAGCUGAAGGAGGUGAAGAAAGGCAGAUCUCUGGCUUUACUCAUUGAUGGAGCAGAUCUGGUGCACGAUGCUAAAGGGCAAAGAAUUUCUGAAUGGAUUCCACAACACAUUCCAAAGGGUGUGUGUCUGGUCCUGAGCGUUACUACAGGUUCAGAUCUCCACAACACCAUCAGCAAAAGUAAAAGCUGCACUCUGUUUCCUCUGGGGCCGUUACUGCUGCCAGACCGGAGAGAAAUCGUCGAGAAGGAGCUGAGUGUGUACGGGAAGAAACUGAGUGAUUCUGCUUUUAAUAACCAGCUCCAGACGCUGCUGAUGAAGAAGGGAGCUGCGAGUCCACUGUAUCUGCGCUUGGCCUGUGAGGAGCUCAGGAACUACGCCUCCUUUGAAAAGAUGAAGGAGAACCUUCAGUGUCUCCCGGUGUCUCUGUGUGAGCUGAUUCAGCACAGUCUGAUCAGGCUGAACUCUCAGUAUGAAGGAACAGGACUCAGCUGGACCCUGGCUGCUCUGACCGUCAGCUCCACUGGUCUGAAAGAGAGAGAUCUCUACUUCCUGUUGAACUUGUGCACUGAUCUGAGCUCCACACACACCCCACUGAACUGGAAGGAAGCGAUCAAACACGCCAGGAACCCAAAAACCAUGGUGCCCAUGGCCACGUUCUCUCAGCUGGCCCGAAACUUACAGAGUCUGAUUGGGUCAUCUCUGUCUGUGGAACCGGAUCAGUCCUUGGUUCUCACAAAUCCAGAUUUUCAAUCAGCGUUUGAGCAACUUUACCUCUCUGAUCCAGACGACAGAACCAGAGCGCACAUGAUUCUCGCAGCUUACCUGUGGGUUCAGUCAGAUCCUCAUGGGCAUGACACGUUCCUGCACUGUGACCCGGACACACUCGCACAGCUUCCUGCUCAUCUGGUAAAGUCUCGUCAGUGGGAGCCGAUGCAUUUCCUGCUUUGCAACUACUACUUCCUGUAUGCUAAUGUGCAUCACGGACUUCUGCGCAGCCUGAUGGAGAAUUAUGUUCUAUAUGAAAAGGGGAACGAAUUAAACAAGCCACUCUGUCCUGAAGCAUUCGAUGGCUCAGACGAGGUUCUGGCUUGUCUUUCGUUCCUCAAGCGCCACGCCCCCCUCCUCUGUCAUUGGCCAACUCUGUUUGUGCAGCAAGCCCUAAAUGAACCAGAUGCCUCAGCUGCUCAUAUCUGGGCUAAAUGUGCAGUCGAGGAAGGAAACGUCCAUGCUGUCAGAUGGAUGAACAAGUCCCAAGAAUCCCGACAGGAAUCUGGCAGUGAGCUGGUUUCCACAUUUCAGUGGACUCCAUCGUGUGUGUCUCUGAGUCCUACUGGACGUUUCAUGGCGGUGGGGACAGUAUAUGGUUCUCUCCAUAUCUACCAUACUCACACUAACCAGGAAGUAAAGUCACUGAUUAGUAAUUGUGAUGGGAUCUCAGGCUGUGUGUUUCUGGAUGAUUGUGUUCUGUGGUCAACCUCGUAUGAUGGCCAGGUGGAGGCGUGGGACAUUAACAGUGGCUGCAGGACGGUCCACCUGACCGCCCACUCCAACAGGAUAACAGGAUUUGAUGUCAGCUCAGACAGGAAGCACUUGUCUACUGUGUCCUUAGACUUCACUCUGAAGGUGUGGUCCUCACGUACGGGGAAGCAGGAGGCAUCUCUGGAGAACCCCUGCCCUCUAAACUGUGUGAACUUUGACCCUGAGGGAAGUCUGGUGGCGGUGGGUUGCUGGGACGGAGCAGUGCGAGUGUGGGACUGGAUCAAACAGGAGAACUGCAUGACUCUGUCAGGCCACCAGUGCUCAGUACGCAGUGUGUCAUUCUCUCCGUCCUCCUCUCUCUCUCUCCUCUGUUCGGGGGCAUUGGAUAGAGAGAUGAGGUUGUGGUCGGUUCCCGGCGCAUCCUGUGUGUGGCGCCUUCAUGCUCACCACAGCUCCACAGAGGCGCUUCACUUCCUCGGUGAUGGAGAUUCACUGCUCAGCGCUGGACAUGAUGGCAUGGUCCAGCUGUGGUCUGGAGGUCUUGGGCGCUCAGUUUCCAUGUUGGGGGAAGAAAAGAAGCUGUUGAAAUCCUCAGAGGCCAGACAGGAGGUGGUGUCUGAAGCUGCUGCUCUCUGUGUGGCUGUGAACGGUCACUAUGUCGCUGUGGGUUAUCAUGGAAAUGGGCUUAAAAUCUACAACGGAGACUCGGGGAGCUGUGUGUGGUCCACUGAGGACCUGCGUGUGUCUAUGCUGUGUGUGCUCUGGCUGAAGACUGCAGCAGAUGAUCUCUUGCUUUCUGGAGGGUUAGAUCAGCGCCUGCGUCUGUGGAGGAAGCGGAGAGGACACAAGGACACAAUAACUCUUGCAGGAGUCUUUGGUGUCCAGAAGGGUGCUGUUCUCGCUCUGAACCAGAACAUUACUUAUGUAGCCUCCGCGUCGGAUGACUUUACCAUCGCAUUGUGGUUGAAGAGGGAUUUGACUUCUGACCCCUGGGCUGAACCAAGAGCAGUAUGUGUCCUGAGGGGUCACAGUGGAGGGGUCACAUGUUUGGCCUUCAGUCCAAAAGGAGAUCAGCUGCUUUCAGGAGGAAAAGACACGGCUCUGAAUGUGUGGAAUAUAAACUCCUCGCCUCCGUCUCUCUCCUGCGCUUUACCGCACUGUCAUGGAGACUGGAUCACCGGAUGCGCUUGGACUCCUUCUGCCGUGAUGAGCUGCUCCAAUGACUGCAGGCUUAAACUGUGGGACAUUCAGACAGGAAGUUGCAUCAGAGAGGUCUCGACUGCAUCCUCUGUGGGCUCGCUGUGCUGCUGGGAGGACUAUGUGAUGUUGGGUUCUGCUGAUGGACUGCUGACAGUGUGGAAAUCUAAUCUUGGAGUAAUUGCUGAAAUCAAAGCUCAUCUUUCCCGCAUCCACCACACCACUAUCAUACCUAAACCAGGACUGGUGAAGAAUCCCGAGGACGUCCUGAUCGCUACAGCAUCUGAUGAUGGAUCUGUAAAGCUCUGGCAACCGCUACAGGUUGAGCACCGCAGCACUCUGCUUGGUCACAGUGGAGGUGUUCGUGCUUUAGCGAGCGGCUCUGGUCCACACUUCCUCACUGUGUCUGACGAUCGCAGUCUCAGAGCCUGGAGCGUUAAUACAGGCCUGCCCCCCAGAACGAUGGAGAGUGUGAGUGCGAUGUGUUUCCUGGAGCUGCAGGAUGUCCUGGUGUGUGCUUUCAGCUCCGGCAGACUGGAGAUGUGGCAGCAGCUCAAACUCCUUUACUCCAAUAAGUUGAGCGAUAGCCGUAUCACUGCAUUAUGCAGUUUGCCAGAUGAGCGGUUAGCGGUGGGUUGCACUGAUACGUCGGUGAACGUGUGGAAGCUGGAGAGAGACUCACAGCAGUGUAUCACUGGUCUUUCUAAAGUUCACUCGUACAAUCUGAAGAGCAAUGCGUUGUUCCUGCACUACAGCACCACUCUGCUGGCAGUGCGUGUGGGCGUCAACAUUGUCGACAUCUUUCCAAAUGCACGAGGGAAACACCGAAGUACUCGAAGUUGGGAUUUUCAUUUUGAUGACCACGUGUUGUGUAUUGAGGGAAACGGCGAAGACGGCAUGUGGCUGGUGGUGGAAAAGGAUGACAUUCCUGUACUGGCAUACUUGCAUCCUCGUUACAAAGGAAAAAAAGGGGAACAAGGAAGAAAAAGAAAAAGAAAAGGAAAACAAAAAAGAAAAGAAGCUGAAGGGGGGCUGUUGUUGGAAGCAAAUGUAAGCCUGAAAUCAGGUAUCGAUCAGACGCAGACGGAGGAGGGGAAGAAAGACCAUCAUCAUCAGGAGGAGGAGGAAGAAAUGCAGGAGGGAGAGGAGGAGCAAGAUCAUCAUCAUAAGGAUAAAGACACGGAGGAUGAAUCGGGGAAGGAGCAAAACCAUGAUCAUCAGGAGGAGGAGGAAAUGCAAGAGGAGGAGGAGGAGCAAGAACAUCAUCAGAAGGAGGAGGAGGAAGAAAUGCAGGAGGGAGAGGAGGAGCAAGAUCAUCAUCAUAAGGAUAAAGACACGGAGGAUGAAUCGGGGAAGGAGCAAAACCAUGAUCAUCAGGAGGAGGAAGAAAUGCAUGAGGAGGAGGAGCAAAAUCAUCAUCAGGAGGAGGGGGAAGAAAGGCAGGAGGUAGAGGAAGAGCAAGACUCUCGUCAGGUGGAGGAAGACCAUCAUCCAGAAGAGGAAGACGAUCAUCAGGAGGGGGAAGAAAUGCAAGAGGACGAGGAGGAGGACGAGCAAGAUCCUCAUAAGGAGGAGGAGAAACGUAAAAACAGGAAGUACAGGAUCACGGCUGCUGCUUUACAUGAAGAUCUGGUUGUAUGUGGAAAUUCAAAGGGUCACAUGUGGUUUAAUGAGACGCCGACCCUGAGCUCCUGGACUCCGAGGAGACGUGUGCACAGUGACAGGAUCAGUGUGCUGCGUCUGACGGAGAGCAUCAUCAUCUCAGCCUCGUACGACAGGACCAUCAAACUGUGGGACAGGAAGACUAAGAAACAGCUUGGCCUGUUUGUGUGUGACGCUCCAGUCGAGGUUCUGCAGGUGAACCCGAAUGACCCGAGUCAGAUCGUGUGUGGAGACGCACUGGGGCAAAUCUACUUCCUGUCCUGGAAGGGCUAAUUAACAUCCUCACACUGCACACACCAUCAGUUUAACACUCAACAUGCUCUGAUUUUGUCACUUUAUCACUUUGUACAAGUGCAAUUUGGUACAAAACAGAAAUGUUUACACACUACACACUUGCACUUAACUUUAUGUUGUGCUUACUUUUAUGCACUUACCUAGAUGUAGUAUAUGUGAGGGGACAAAUAAAUUAAAGACCAGGGAAAGAAGCGUUUGUUUGUGAAUGUUAGAGAAUUUUAAAGGUGUUUUCUUUUAAGAUUGUAACUGCAAAAUAAAAUUUACUUAAGGCCUUCACGUUUAAAAAUAAUAAUAAUAAAUUGGGAUUAAAGAUUUAAACUGAUGUUGACUUGUGACAAAAUUAUUUAAUCCAAUUCAGUUUAAAAGUAUUUGUGAAAGAAUUAAAAAAGUUUAACCCUUUGUGCAUGUAUGGAUUUGUUAAGGCUGAUUUUCUGUUUGAUUUUCAUGGUUUAUCAGGGUUCAUAGAGAUCUGUUUGUUUAAAUCUAGAGAUCGGGCUGCUUUAAGUCUGGAGAUUUCUUUCACUUUGGUUAAUAAAAUUCUUCCUUGAAGGUAUAGAUCUCUCUGAAGCCAAAAAUGGAAUUGUUUUCUGUACUUUGCCUGUAAUCGGGUUUGAAAAAAUAAAAGAGCAUCUGCUGUCAUGAU